GGGCGGGGCGGCGCGAGCGGCGGCGGCGGCGGCGCGGGGAGCUCGGGGCGGCGCGGCGGGCUCGGCUCGGGGCGGCGGGAGGAUGGAGAUGAAGAAGCGGUUGACGCUGGAGCUGCGCAACAAGAAACCGGGCGAGGUGAAGGAGCUGGUCCUUGAUAACUGCCGUUCGGACGAUGGGAAGAUCGUUGGUCUCUCUUCAGAUUUUGAGAACCUGGAGUUCCUCAGCAUGAUUAACAUCAACUUGCUGUCCGUCUCCAAUCUCCCCAAACUCAACAAACUCCGGAAGCUGGAGCUGAGUGAUAACAGGAUUUCUGGUGGCCUUGAAGUUCUAGCAGAGAGAACUCCUAACCUGACACACUUGAAUCUAAGCGGCAACAAGAUCAAAGACAUCAAUACCCUGGAGCCCUUGAAAAAGUUGCCAAACCUCCAUAGUCUGGACCUCUUCAACUGUGAGGUGACGAUGCUCAUCAACUACCGGGAGAGCGUGUUCACCUUGCUGCCCCAGCUCACCUACCUGGAUGGAUUUGAUGCCGAUGACCAGGAAGCCCCUGACUCAGACCCUGAAGCAGAUGGGGACGGACUGGAAGAUGAGUAUGAGAAUGGGGAAGAAGGUGAGGAAGAGGAUGAUGAUGACGAAGAAGAUGAUUUGGAUGAAGAAGUCAUUGAUGAUGAAGAAGAUGAAGAUGAUGAUCUGGAAGGUGAAGAGGAGGAGGAUGGAGUAGAUGAUGAGGAGGAAGAUGAGGAGGAAGACGGUGAGGAUGAUGAAGAAGAUGAAGCUGAUGAUGACCUUCCGCGAGGGGAAAAGAGAAAACGAAAUCUAGAGGAUGAAGGAGAGGAAGAUCCAGAAGAGGAAGAGGACGAUGAGGAUGACUGAUCCGAGCGAGCCAAUCAGUUUUACAGACUAUGACUGUGCUUGUCUUAACCUCCCCGUUGUGUCUGUGUGAGACUGUAAAUCCCCGUCUCCCACUCCUCCCCCCUUUGUAUGGCUGCAGCGUCCACAAUAUAUUUUUUUAAGAUGUAGAAUACUGUAGGCAUUCAGGGGAAUCUUCCAUACAAGGCUCACUUUCUCACAAGUAUCUCAUGACCAAAGGCUUUUCUCCGUUCUGUGGUUUGUGCAGCAGUUUGCAAAAAAAAAAAAAAAAAAAAAAAAAAAGAAAAAAAUCAAAAAAAAAAAAAGAGAAAAAAAAAAAAUUUCCUCCUAGGGUAUCUUUCGUGUCUGAAAUCAGCCUUGCCACACUGGACCCAGAGCUCCAGCUCGCCACCCCGCCUGACAGCAAAGAAGGCGUUCGCUGCCCGCGUGCCCUCGGACCAGCUUUUCUGCAGCCGCUGGAGCCAGCUCGAGCAGCGGGCGCCCAUCUGGUUCGCCUCAAUGGACUCCGAGCGCGUUGAUGGCUGAGGUCUCUCUGAUCAGAAAUCAUGGUGAUGUGAUCUCUGGAGAUGCUUGAAGAUACUUUAGUGCUGGAGGAUGCGGGGUGCCUGGGGUCUUGGGGGGGGAGGCGGGGGGGGGGGUUGGCUGCUUGCAAGACCUGGUACCUCUGACGACGCACCUUGCAGUAGCCCUGCACUUGCUUUCCUAUUUUUUUAAUAUUUUUUUUUUUAUAAACUGGAAUAUUUUUCCCGGUGGCCACCUAAUAACUUUCACUUGGAUGUCCACAUCGGUCUGAUUUUUGCGGCUGUGAGCGUCUUUGCUGCGCUGAGGCUUCUCCUCACCCCCGCAGCAGCCUCUGCCUUUGGGAAGAGAUAGGAAAUAGCAGGUAAAGGGAUACUGCACUCCGUCAAACUCCGUUUCGCACUGUACAGAACACGUUCAACCAGUAUCACUGUGAUGCACCUAACUCGGCGUUCCCCGGGAGACCGUGUUAGCCUAUAUAUAUUCUCAGGGUCCUUCUGCUAGCCAGUACCAGCUCUGGACAGUUGCCUCGGCGGUAGCCUGGUGUUCGCAUCCUCCUCCUCCUCCUCCUCCUCCUCCUCCUCCUCCUCCUCUUCCUCUUUCCUUUUCAGCGUGAAGAGCAGCGCGCUGCUCCGCUAUCCCGCUCUCCCGCCGGUGUCGGUGCUCUGCGGGAGCGCAGACGGUGCCCCACAGCUCGUCUCCCCCAACCCUGCGGUGGCUGGAAGGGGAAAAAGGGGGGGAUCCAGCCAGGCGUAGCUCUUCGCCGGAGGGUUUCUGACCCCUUGUCCGCCCUUCCUCUGCCUGGAGGUGUUCAGCCGGCACAUCCCACGCCCGCCUGGGGAGAACCGGCCCCGUGGCAUCCCAAGGGAUGGCGACGGCUCAGCGCUGGGUGCCAGGGAGCCGCGCUGGGGUGGGGGUAACUCCCGUUCCUCCCGCCGUGGGGGCUCCCCGUGGGUGCAGACGCACUGGCACUUUGUGGCGUUCCCCGGGGAUCGCUCCGGGCGAUGCGUCGGCACCCGGCGCUGGGAGACGGGGACUGGCAGCGGUGCCCUCGGAGGAGAGCGGGGUGUUGCAGCGCAUCCGAGUUUCUGUUGCUUUGUUCUGUCCUCGCUGUUGUCUCUUGCGUUGUACAGUCGCUGUAACCAUUCGGAGAAGAACUCGUCCUGUAAAAUGCAAACUGAGUAACUUAUAAAUGUUAAAGGAAUUUUAAAAAGAAAUUUCAGAGCAGCAGUUACUUCUAAUUUUUCCCUGCAUUUUUAGCAGAUUGUAUGGAUUUUAUAUUAGCCUAGUAACUGUCAGGUUUUGAUUGGUCAGACUAGUCCCAGAAAUAAGGAUCUCCAGCCCUUUUGUAUCUUUUGUUACAAAAUUUGGAUAAAACUUUUAAUAAAGACAUCAGUUUUUAAAAAUC
Messenger RNA from Chroicocephalus ridibundus (black-headed gull), 2798 nucleotides. Its product is annotated as acidic leucine-rich nuclear phosphoprotein 32 family member B. The transcript has 7 exons. Gene Ontology annotation, cellular component: nucleus. Gene Ontology annotation, molecular function: histone binding. Lineage: Eukaryota; Metazoa; Chordata; Aves; Charadriiformes; Laridae. The record is from RefSeq and is a predicted model, not a curated record. Gene Ontology annotation, biological process: regulation of apoptotic process. Bases 83 to 874 code for a protein of 263 amino acids.